AUGAAGCCCGUAAAGGCCGAACGUUCGGAUGUGCCGAUGGCCUAUUUGCAUAGCCGUUUAGAAGACACUCAAGUGCUCGACGCGAGUUUAUCCAUAAUUCCCGAAUUAAGGAUUGACUCAUUCGAUUCCGGACGAGAGCGGCCGCGGCACGAACCGCGUGUAAAUGUUUACGCCUCGCGCCUGCUACCACUCAUCGUUUUGACAGGUCACACGGACGUACGGGCAGACAGAGCACCGUACAUUGCUCGCGUCGCGGGAACUAUAAUCGUCUCUACCCGCACCGUACAGAAUCGAGACUGCUCUGUAGGUCGCUAG
This is a messenger RNA of Leptosia nina, 315 nucleotides long. Lineage: Eukaryota; Metazoa; Arthropoda; Insecta; Lepidoptera; Pieridae. The record is from the annotation of a GenBank genome assembly.